This is a messenger RNA of Bombus pascuorum, 6754 nucleotides long. Its product is annotated as leucine-rich repeat and immunoglobulin-like domain-containing nogo receptor-interacting protein 2. The record is from RefSeq and is a predicted model, not a curated record. NCBI's taxonomy places the organism in Eukaryota, Metazoa, Arthropoda, Insecta, Hymenoptera, Apidae. The transcript is spliced from 4 exons. Bases 1043 to 3769 code for a protein of 908 amino acids. Gene Ontology annotation, molecular function: protein binding.
CGCUGUUCAUCAGAGUGAAAAGAUGGCAGAUAAAAAUGUGCUAAUUAAUGAGCAUAAAAAGAAUACUUAAGGAAACCAUAGAAGAACAUAUGUAGUAGAAAACACGUGAUAAAUAAUAAGACUAUAAAAGUACGUAUCUGAAUAGGUGUAGUUGAGAAUAGAUGGAAAGAAAUAAUCCUGGUGUGGCUAGCGAGGAUGUGGGGACAAUGGGCAGGAAUCGGGCUAAAGGGCUGUGUCUGGUUGUAAUCGGGUUCCCCUGAUGGGGCGGUUCGUUGAGCGCGGUGCAGAGCGGCGAGGUAGGUUUUGCGUCGGCGCGGUUCUUGGAGCUCGCAACGUUGCCGGUUUUCCGAGACGAUGGUUACCACGAGGAGCAGCCAGAGUCGAACGAAUCUUUCACAGUCAGUUUUUGCCUUUGAUAGGCGACGGACGACGCUAGACUUGUCGCGAUGCACGAGUGUGUCAUGUGACAUACGAAACAACAGUAGAACCUUUGCGUUGCUGCUGCAAAGUUUGACAGGGCCGGCACGUAGAAACAGUUAGAGUAACUACACACGAAGAAAUAGAAAAAAAAAAAAAAAGAAAAAGAAAAAGAAAAAAGAAAACGCAACGGAAAACAGCGUGUUAUAUGUGUGUGUGCGUGCGUGUGGGUGUGUGUGUGUGCGUGCGUGUAUGUGUGGCUCGUUUGAAUGUGUUAUCCAUUUAUACGCGUAGCUGGGCGCGCGCGAGUGUUUCCAUAGCUGUAUAGUUAGCUGUGUGCAACGGUUAUUGUAUGCUGGCGGAUUACCUUCCCGUCCAAUUUCGGAACUCUGCAAGUCGUUCCAUUAGAGCGCGCACAAUUAUGUUACCGGCUCGACACGGCAAUAGCAGCAACAUCACUGCCGUCACCAUCAACAAAUCCAGUAAUUUCAGUACCUCCAUAAGACACUGGGCCGGAUUUUUUGCGAACGGUUAAGGAUAUACUACCAUUUAGCUGGUCGCUAUCUCAGAGCCGAGAUACUCGGUGCUUCGUGGCUUGUCCAUGAUCCUCGCUUAGGUCAUAGGAAUGAGGGAGCGAGUUUUCACGCGGGACUCGUGGUGGUGGUUAAUAGUCCUUCUCAUUGCGGUGCACGUUACGGAUACGCAGGACGCAACGUUCAUUACGGAAAAAACGUCGCCGUCCUCGCGUGUAGAAUGUGCCACGGGUUGCGAGUGCUUGGACAAUGGAAAAAGCCUACUGUGCCGGGAACGAAACUUCCUUGGACUCGGUCUGUCCAGGCAAGUCACCAAUGUCGUGUUGAGAAACGUCGGAGCCGCUACAAUACCCGUUUCCGCCCUCGAGCCAGCGAUUCGUCUCAAGAGUCUCGCCUGGACUUCGAGUGGAAUCGAGAGGAUAGAACCUGGCGCAUUCCUCGCGACAACGUUCCUCGCACAUCUCAACUUAGGUGACAAUAGGCUGACGGAAUUCCCGUCAGACGUCUUCCAUCCGCUGCAACAACUACAGUACCUGAAUCUCACCGGAAACCGGUUGACCACACUACCGCGAGCAUCAUUCCAGGGUUUGGAUUGGCUCGAGGAACUCGACUUGUCACGCAAUCGACUCUCAGUACUUCCCUAUCAAGUGUUCGCUUUAUCCAAGUCUUUGGCACGGUUGGAUCUUUCCGGUAAUUUGUUGGUAUCCUUGCCGGAUCACAGUUUCAGGCCCAACAAAAAUCUCCAGGAACUCGUCCUGUCCGCCAACAGACUCACCAAACUUCCACCCCGUUUAUUUUCCGGCUUGAAUCAAUUGAAGAUCUUGGAGCUGUCCGAUAACGAGAUCGAUACAGUUCCGCGCGGCCUGUUCUCCGAUCUCGUAUCGUUGCAGCACCUCGAUCUUUCUGGGAAUCCUAUCACGCGUUUGACAAGCAUCACGUUCCACAGCCUGUCGAAUUUAAGAUGGCUCAGCUUGAAGAAUCUACCGGUCACGGUGCUUCCAUACGAUGUAUGGCGACCAGUGAGGAAACUACGCACUCUAUUGCUUUCCGGAACAAGACUAGAGGCUCUUCGUAACGAAGACUUGAAAGGAUUAGAUAAAUUAGAGACAUUGGAAGUGAACAACAGCCCGUUACGCGAGAUCUCUCGAUGUACCCUGGAUCGUACACCGGCACUACGUAAAAUCGAUCUACGCGAUAGCAAUUUGACCUUCCUACCGGCAAACGUGGCGCAGCUAUCGUUUCUGAGUGAGCUGCAGCUGCAAGGUAACCCAUGGGCCUGCGAUUGCCGUAUGUUCUGGUUCGUAAAGUGGGCCGAAAGCAAGGAGCACCUACGAACCGUUUUUCAAAGUGGAUUUCGCUGCGGCGAUGAAAUCGACGGUACUGCCGAUAUCCUUCAAACCCUUCGUUACUUGAAAUGCGCACCGCCAAAUUUGAUAUACGCUACGCCCACGCAGCAACAUCUUUUAUUAAACCCUGUGCUACUCGAAUGUGAAUUCAACGGCAAUCCCACACCGUCAUUAACAUGGGUUACGCCGACGCUUCAGGUACUGCAUUGGAAUCCUGAUCCAGCAUUUCCCGACGCUUUUGUCGAACAUCCUCCCGUACACGGAUGGGAACAAAGUGUACCGUUUGUUGACGAUGGUCGUAUACGCAUCCUCGAGAAUGGAUCUUUGUACAUAGCGACGUUGCUCAGGCAGGAUGUUGGACAAUACAAGUGUUACGCGGUGAAUCCGAUUGCCAAUGCCACCACCUAUAUUAGUUUGCAGAUGAAUCCAAUAACAUUAAACAGAAUCAGGAUCAUGAGCAUAUUGGUAGGAGCUGCCAGUGCGACGGCCUUUCUUCUCCUAACGCUUCUCUUGCAACUGCUUCGUUAUCUUUUGCUGAAAUGCGGCUGUCUAAACUGGUGUAUGUGCUGUGGACGGGUGGGUUCCACACCUAGAGCAAAGCAAAUUUACCAAAUGUUGGAUAAUAUCGAGCAAUACAAGAGUCAACAACUCGAGAGACUACGCGAGAAUUACACUCAACAAGUGCAUAGAAUAAAAGAGAACUGUGCUCAACAAGUAGAAUGGAUUCGAGAUAGCUACGAAGGUCAAAUGAGACACAUUAGAGACAUACGGGACUACGGAACGAGCCACCUAACGGCUCUCAGAGACCAGUAUUAUGAUCAGGUGAGGAAAGUACGAGAUUACUCGACGAGUCAGCUCAAUUGGGUGCGAGAAAACUAUGUCUUCCAGCGUAACAAGAUAAGAAAGUUCAGCGCCCAUCAGGUGCUAAGACUACGUGAGAGUUACAAGUAUCAACAGCAAACACUGAACAAGGUACUAGAGAAUCUACCGAACUUGUAUUUCGAUAAUUGCCGGAGCGGUUCUUGCGGAAAGAGCGAUUCGAUGGUAUUUGAUACAAAAGACGAUGGACCGAUCCGCAUGGAUACUUACUUCAAGGCAAAGAUCGACGAUCUGGCGAACGGCAUUAGUUUGGAGGAUGUCAACAGCGAAUAUUACACGCCAACGGAACUUUCGUCGACCAGUCCUCAUGGAAAUGCAAUGGAGGGGAUCCAUAUAAAUUACAUCGAGGAGAUGGGCCCACCGAUUCGAUUUGAUCCGUUGUACAAUGUAUCACCGCAUUCGAUAAUUCUACACAGUAUCGAUGAAGACGGAAGCUCACUGUCGGUGUACAAAGAUGCAGACAAUGCCAAGUCAGUUUUCAAAGGCUUGAGCAGCGAAGUCUUAGCCAAAGAGCCUAAAGAAACGCCAGAAAGUUUUGGUCUCCUUGCACCUAGCUCCAGUUUGCCUGACCUACCGCGUGAAACCAAACUUUAGACGAAUUUGAUGACAAGUGUUAACACAAAAGGGUACUAACCUUUCUUUAUAUAGCAAGAUUACAAUUAAGACGAGAAUGUACUGCCACUGGAUCAUUAUGUGAGAAAAAUAUAUAGAAGUGCCUCUACAUCGGUAAGUGAGACUGUAUUCGCAAGAACGAACGGUGGUAUCUUUCUCUAUCGUGGGACUUCUUGAAAUCCGAUUGUUCUUUAUUCGUCGUUUAAAAUGUCUUUUUUGCUCCCUUAAAAAUGCUUCAAAACAAAGAUAUACCUCGAUGAACGAUAAGAGAAGAACGCCUACGGGUAUCGAAGGCUGCGAGUGUCCAUUUGCAAACAUCGAUCAAGCCAAUGAUUGUGUGUGCGUGAGUGUUGUUUAAGGAGAACUAAAGAAAAGACAAGAAAUAAAAAAAAAAAAAGUCGCGGACAGUUGCCAAGGAUUUUUCUGUGAUUCGAUCGAUGACCUUGUAAUCUGUCCGCCCUUACACUUUGUGCUUUUUAUCAUUGUUGUUAUCAUCGCUCAGCACAAAACGAUAACAAUCGACGACCGUUAGACAAAGAAAACGCUGGAAAGAAACGCAAGAUGUCAUAGUGUUACUGCCAACCCUGCCGUAAGCCAAUUUCAAAAUAAAAAGCUAAAGCUCACAAAAUAAAUUGAGAAAGCAAAAAAGAAGAUAAAAGAAGGAAGAGACAGAACUGACGCGUGUAUAAACGGGUCCGUACUAAUUUUCGCCUAAUUGUCAAUUUCAGCCGAAGGUCAACGAUUUUGAAGAAAUCGAUCGAUUCACUUUUAUUCUUCUGUAAAUAAAUGUGCGUGUGACUUUAUCAGUUUGCGGAGACGUGCGACUACAAUUUUUAUGAAAGAUCGAACUCAGUACCGGUAUACACGAUCGCUGAAGAUUAUUCACUGAUCGAAGUCGAUGAAACCGAUACACUGUUUGUUAUUCCGAUACACUGUCUAGACUACAUACUCUUCUUUCCUUUUUUCUUUUCGCUUUCUAUUUCGAAAAAUUCGAGUGUCCAGACAUUGGAACGCAUGUUAUCUUUUUCUUACUUUUCCAAUGUCCGCGGAUCUUUUCGCUCUUUAAACCUAUCCCCUGUUCGGUAAAAUACAAAUUGUUCGAAAUAUAAAAAUAUAUAAUUAUUUAACAGAAAAAAAAGCUAUCUUUGUCGAGAACAACACAAAUACAUGUACUUAAUUAAAUAUCACCAAUAACACUGUUCCGAAAAGAAAAACUUUCGAGAUGUAUCAAAGAAGAUAAUAAGUGAUAUUUCUAAAUUCUUUUAUCCAAUCAAGCUUCUAUUAGCACAAUCCAACUGAUACAAGCACGUACAAAAAGUUCUAGCAGAUCUAUAACGAAAAUAGCCUUUUCUUAAAUAUCAUACUCUAUAUUUUUAUAUUAUCCGCGUCUUUCCUCUUUAAUAUGGAACGUGAACUGAAUUUUAAAUAUCUAAUUAAAUUAUAUCGAGUUAACAAUUUUAUCCCGAUUUUAAAUAUAAAAAGAUUAUAAAAAAUUUAAGGAUCCACAUUUGAGAUAUUUGAUUACUCGGGUACACUAACUAAAGUGAUUACGACGAGAGAGAUCUCUAAGCACAAGUGUUAAAUAGAAGAAUAUUUUAAUCACGAUAAUCAUAAUCAGCUCGAGAACGGCCCUAUUAUAAGCUUCGAACAUCAGACCACUCCUUUUUUUUCGUCUGCUUUUCUAUGUGCAAAAUCCAAACGAUAUCGAUCGCGGAAAAAGAGAACCGAGCAUAGUUAGAUUCUCAUCAUUGGUACGAUGUUUUAAAUAAGCUUAUUAGAUAAUGCAUGUUCUAUGAGCUGUUGUCUACUUCCCUGACAAUGUUUUACUCUAAUUGGAGAAACUUGGAGAGAUAAAUCUGUAACCUUUUGUAUAUCCAGAGAACCGUUCGUUGACGUUAUAUUAUCUAUUCCGAGUCUCUACUUUAUCUAUGUGAUUAAAGAAACAAAGAAAAGAAUAAUACAAUUAUAAAAUCUAUCAAUGUAUUUGAAAGUUAUAAAAAAUUAUUUUUUCAAUCGUAUAAACAAUUAUCCCUUUUUCGUACGCAUGCCACAAAGUGGUUCGAACGUAUAUGUACAUCGAAUUGUUACUUCUUGAAUUGUUAGGAAUAUGCAAAUUUUUUUUCUUUUUUUUAAAGAAUAAAAUACGCUUAGUUCAAAACGGGAAAGUAGAACUGAAUUUCUUCCCUGCCAUUAGAUACAAAAAGUGUCUAAAGGUCAUCCCAAUUAUUUUUUAAAUUCACACUAAAUUUAUCUUGCGUUGUAUUCUAAAGUGGAUUCAAUUGACUGUAUAUGAUGGCAAAUCAACCCUUCCAAAGGCACGGUAGUCAUAAAUUUGCCACCGUUUUCCGCGCCGAGAAGUGGUUCUCAAACUGUGGUUACAGUUUGACGCUGUACCGUUAAUUCAACCGAAGAAAUUAAUAUCACGCGUGCUAUUCGAUUUACUGAAUUUCACUUUAGAAUUUCCAAUAAAACUGUGACGAUAAAACUAUACGAUGCCGCAAAAAAGGAUUUCAUUCUAUUAUCAGAGUUCUCUUGUACAAUAAUUUAUCAACUAAUAACAUUAGUAAAUCGACAAGGUACAAACUAUGGAUUAUAAACUUCUCCUUUACAAUUUCAUAAUUUUUCUUCACAAAAUUCACUUGUAAAAUUUCAUUUUACGUUACUAGAAAAAUAUGUCACUGUCGUACGAAGGUAUUUAUUAAUAUUAGUAACUCGUAACUUGUCAAAUUUCACUGAUAAUAUUAGUUCAAUUGUACAAAACGAUCCAGGUUACUCCUUUCAAGACAAAACGACUUUCCUGUAACGAAUCACGUUCGAUAACUGAAAAGAUGAUCGGACGCGUAUACGUAAUCAAACUUGAUGUAUAUAUUGUAAGUUUAAUGCGUAGAAAAUGCUGCGCGCAUGCAAUCCCGUUUCUUAAGCAGCAGAACUUCCAGUUCGUAGUAAUAUAUGUACGUUGAAACGCAA